UACGCUGCAGCCCCGCGUUUGAAAUCUGUCACCCUCACUUAGGAGCUCUGCAUCUCUGGUUGUCACCGGUGAAUAAUGACCACACGGCGAUAAGAUCGCUCCGUGGCGUUGCGCCGGAGCCGCCGGGGGAAAGAGAAGAAAGGAAAUUACAAGCCGUUUAACCGCUUUAACAGGGUGUUCUUCAGUGGCAUCGGUGGGUGUCAGGGUCAAAUGACCGGCUGGACAGCAGCUUGGAAAGAAAAUUUCCUUCCUCCUUUCCUUGAGAGAAACCUUGGGUGAUGGUGACCAUUGGCAGCUAUGGAAAACAGAGACCUUGGUGGUCAUCCUUAAAAUAAUACCAUGCCGGAGCCCAUCUGUUCUGCCACUUUCUCCCCUUUCAACCUGCCGGACCCGGUGGGCUUUGGGUGACCUACCGAGAAGGACCCACCUCCGCAGGAGCAGGCAGGCCAGAUCCAGCAGAUAGCUGAUAUGAGGACUUUGCUGACUUCAGAAAGCUGAGUGUAACAUGAACAGACUUCAGUGAAAGGAAAUAUUAUCCCUCCAAGCAACUCAUACACAGAUGACUUUUGGUAGCUUUAAAUUAACCUGUUGCUCACCUGCAAAGACACGGCUAUUGUUUCUUUCAGCACACAUGGAGGAAGGCAACAAACUUUGUAACCCUGGCUAGUAAGACUGUGGCUUACUUAUCAAAAGUAGGAGGUAGGCCAAUUAUAAAAGGAUUAUUUUAUACUUAGCCUCCAGGACUUUAACUCUGGCCUGAACACCGGACAUAAAUAGAAGCCAAUUUUAAUGACCUGAGAUUUUGCUACCUGUGCUUUAUUAUUGUUAUUAGUUCUUUAACACUUUGGUACUUUAUUUCUUUAAACUAAAAAUGGGUUCGUGGACUAGAAUGUGGCCCACAGAUUGGGCUGUUCUCAUGAAAUCAUGGCUUAUCUUUUCCCUGGGGCUCUACAUGCAGGUCUCCAAAAGUUUGGCCUGCCCAAAAGUGUGCCGCUGUGACCGAAACUUUGUCUACUGUAAUGAGCGAAGCUUGACCUCAGUGCCUCUUGGGAUACCGGAGGGUGUAACCGUCCUCUACCUCCAUAAUAACCAAAUUAAUAAUGCUGGAUUUCCUGCAGAGUUGCACAAUGUCCAGUCUGUGCACACAGUCUACCUGUAUGGCAACCAAUUAGAUGAAUUCCCCAUGAACCUGCCCAAGAAUGUCAGGGUUCUCCACCUGCAGGAAAACAACAUUCAGACCAUUUCUCGGGCUGCCCUUGCUCAGCUUUUGAAGCUGGAAGAGCUGCACCUGGAUGACAAUUCCAUCUCCACUGUUGGCGUUGAGGAUGGGGCAUUCCGGGAAGCCAUCAGCCUCAAGCUUCUGUUCUUGUCCAAGAAUCACUUAAGCAGUGUACCAGUAGGCCUUCCGGUGGACUUACAAGAACUUCGAGUAGACGAAAACAGAAUUGCUGUCAUUUCAGACCUGGCCUUCCAGAAUCUUACAAGUCUGGAGCGUCUGAUUGUGGAUGGCAAUCUCCUUACUAAUAAAGGCAUAGCUGAAGGCACCUUCAGCCACCUCUCCAAGCUCAAGGAAUUCUCAAUAGUGCGGAAUUCACUGACCUACCCUCCUCCCGAUCUUCCAGGUACACACCUGCUAAGGCUCUACUUGCAGGACAACCAGAUAACCCAUAUACCACUUACAGCCUUUUCAAACCUCUACAAGCUGGAACGUCUUGAUAUUUCUAACAAUCAACUUCGGAUGUUGGUAAAGGGCGUAUUUGAUAAUCUUCACAACCUGAGGCAACUCACUGUAAGGAAUAAUCCCUGGUUGUGUGACUGCAGUAUUAAGUGGGUCACUGAAUGGCUCAAAUUUAUUCCCGCUUCCAUCAAUGUACGGGGUUUUAUGUGCCAGGGACCAGAGCAGGUCCGAGGUAUGGCAGUCAGGGAGCUCAAUAUGAAUAUGUUGUCAUGCCCCACCACCACCCCUGGUCUGCCACUUAUCAUCACCCCAGUCCCAGCUACAGCCAUGCCAACUACAUUAGUUUCCACCUCAUCAGUUCCUCCCCCAAGUAGCAAAUACAAUCCUCUCACUCCCACCAUAGCCACACUCCCCACUGUGCCUGACAGGGAGGACAGAGAAAGGGUGACACCUCCUAUAUCUGAACGGAUUCAACUGUCCAUCCAUUUUGUGAAUGACACUUCCAUCCAAGUUAACUGGAUGUCUCUUUUUACCGUGAUGGCAUAUAAACUCACGUGGGUUAAAAUGGGCCAUAGUCUGGUAGGAGGAAUUGUCCAGGAACGAAUAGUUAGUGGUGAGAAGCAACACUUAAGCUUGGUAAAUCUGGAGCCCAAAUCCACCUAUCGGAUUUGUUUGGUUCCACUGGAUACUUAUAACAAUUACCGAACUGGAGAAGACACUGUCUGUUCAGAAGCCACAACCAAGGCUUCCUUUUUGAGCAAUGGCAGCAACAUCCCCUCCAGCCAUGAGCAGACAACUUCUCAAAACCUGGGCUCCCCAUUUCUGCUGGCAGGGUUGAUUGGGGGUGCAGUGAUAUUUGUCCUUGUGGUCCUGCUCAGCAUUUUUUGCUGGCACAUGCACAAGAAAGGGCGUUACACCUCCCAGAAGUGGAAAUAUAACCGAGGCCGUCGGAAAGAUGACUACUGCGAGGCAGGGACCAAGAAGGACAACUCCAUCCUGGAGAUGACGGAAACCAGCUUCCAGAUUGUCUCCUUAAAUAAUGAUCAACUCCUUAAAGGAGAUUUCAGACUGCAGCCCAUUUAUACCCCAAACGGGGGCAUUAACUACACAGACUGCCACAUCCCCAACAACAUGCGAUACUGCAACAGCAAUGUCUCAGACCUGGAGCACUGUCAUACGUGAUAGUGAGGGGAGAUGGGGUGUCUAGGACAAAGAAAAAAAACCUCUGGAAAAAGUAACCCCCCAACAAAAAUGAAAAAAUUACAUUUGAUAAAUGUUACCCAGAUGCAUUUAUGCAUUUGAAUACUCUGUAAUUUAUACGGUGUACUAUAUAAUGGGAUUUAAAAAAAGUGCUAUCUUUUCUAUUUCAAGUUAAUUGCAAAUGGUUUUGUAACUCUUUGCUUUUUAAAUCUUUAAAAAAUAUUACUAAGUACUGUACAGGGUUGUACAAUAAGAACCUAAUGUCAUGGCAAAGGAAAGAAUGACUCAUUCUUCAAACAUUAACCACUUUGCUGUCGAAGCUGUCUGAGGGAUGUUAAGUUUCUAGGUGUCCUGUAGUACAGGAAAAUAAGUGCAUAUUAAAACAGGGUCACUAGGAAUGGACAAAAGCAAUUCAGAUAUAAUGGGUACAAACCUUCUGACAUGAACCCAGCAGUUGCAGUUGAGCUUCAAACAGUUGGAAAUACUUCCGUUUCCCUUUGUCAGUUCUGCAUUUCCUACCUCCAACUGAAAGCUGGAGUUCUGAGUGCUGCCAAAAAGGCUAGUUUCUUGUUUGAUUAGUUUUCUCCCAAUAUACUUGGAAUAGGAAAGGUAGAGAGAGCUCAGUGUCAAACUCAAAGUGACCUUGAUUCCUAUUUACAAAAGCUACUCUGAAAAUGUCCCCCAAUACUAUAUACUUUUAUGAUAGAAACUGUUCCUGCUUUUCAUUAUGAUUAAGAAGCUUUAGGCAUUCUCUGACCCUUCUCAGUGGGAGACGAAGGUUAUCAGUAUGUAACAGAUAGCUGUCAUUAAGUUGCACCUCUCUUUAAUAGAGCAGCAUUUGUUGACACAGCAUGUUCAGGUAAAGCCUGAAUGAGGGAAAUUCUGAGUGCUCCCAGUUCUGCAGUAUUCAUGUAGAAUUUGGAAUCUAAAACUGUAAAUUGCUGAAAACAUGAUGCAGAAUAUAAUGCCAAUGGAAGGAUUGCUAUUGACUUUUAUGGUUCAAGCCCUGUUUGAUUUAAGGGUCUGAUUUAUGUCACUAUGGAGAAAUAGGAAAAAAAAAAGACAAACAAACAAACAGAAAAAAGAAAUAGGAUAUUUUAAAAAAUUAUUUAUUACUGGAAAGGCCUCCAGGCCUAUCAUGAACUGAAAUAUGUUCAGCAGGGAAAAUCGUGUAUAAAUCCUGGUUGUUUUUUGUUUUUUUUU
Molecule: messenger RNA, 4081 nt
Organism: Aptenodytes forsteri (emperor penguin)
Lineage: Eukaryota; Metazoa; Chordata; Aves; Sphenisciformes; Spheniscidae
Gene: FLRT2
Product: fibronectin leucine rich transmembrane protein 2
Exons: 2
Coding region: 872-2860 (662 amino acids)
Molecular function (GO): protein binding
Source: RefSeq, a predicted model, not a curated record